Rodentolepis nana is the source of this 1119-nucleotide messenger RNA. NCBI's taxonomy places the organism in Eukaryota, Metazoa, Platyhelminthes, Cestoda, Cyclophyllidea, Hymenolepididae. The record is from the annotation of a GenBank genome assembly.
AUGCCGUUCUCUUGGUAUGAUAGUGAGAAUGUGAAGAUUGUAAAGGAAGCCAUCAAUACAAAGUCUUCUAAUUGCAUAGAUGCUUAUCAGGCGUUACUUCGACACUGCGCAACUGGACGGUUAUCUUUCGCCGAAUUAUUGGAUGCAUCCAUGAAGGAAAUGGGCGAAUCGGUUAAGAAAUGUAUGAAUUUUGCAAAUGUUCUUCUAAUGCUCUAUGAUUUUUUUGGAACGUCUUUUUCUGAUGCUCUAAAUAACGAGAAACUCCAAAAACGUUUUGAAGAGAUUUUAAUAUCUAUGAUUCCGAUAAAUAAUUUGGCUUCUCGAAAAUUGGCCUGGCUAAUGAAGUCUAUUUUUCCGAAAUCGGAAAGCGGCUUGUUGGGACUUUGUCAUUUGGAAGGAAUUAAUCUGUCAUCUUGGAUUCCAGAACUGUCUGCUGCCGAUUUAAAUAGGCUUCUAAGGAAUGCUCAUAAUGAAAGCAAAGAGGAUAAUACAAUUGAUUCUAUUAAACGGAAACUUUCUCAAAUGAAUGAUAUAAGGGAAGCUCAAAUAACAAAAAAACGUGUUGGCGAAUAUAUCGUAUUAUUACAGAGAGACCAUAAGUUUAUACAGAAUGUUAUGGAUUCUUUUAUUCCCCUUGAACAUAAAGAAAAUCCUUUGGAAGAACUUUUGAAACACGCAACCGAGAUUAUGGAUCAAGUCAAUGCUCUUCUGGCUGCAUUGGAAUCGGAUCGUGAACCGUCAGGCACGCGAAAAGAAGACCCUGAAAGCAAGCAAGAACAGUCACCUUCCGACUUGUAUCGAAUAUUCGAAAAGAAGUUUAUCGAUUCGUAUGGUAAACCAGAGGAAAUGCGGAAUUUCGAAAAUUCGGUUAGAUCUGUCGAAGAUAAAGAGACUUUGAAUAGAAUUAAAGUAUAUCCUCUAGAGCGCAUUUCGAGGAUCAAAGAUGAUUAUGAGACUUUGAAUGAGCUGCGUAAGAAAACAAAUAUCCAGCAUGAAUUGGACACAAGAGCGCAAGAAAUAUUUGAUUGGUCUAAAAGAAUGAAACGGGAAAUCGAUCAUAUGACGGUAUAUGCAAUACUUCAUAUAUGUUAUUUUCAUGAUAAUAAUGAAGUAUCUUAG